CCGGCGGCUCUGUGUCGGUGCGGCUGCUUCUCGGGCGCCGCAGACCUGGAGGAGCUGGAGCUGCAGCGCGGCGGGGUCCCGGCCCCGGCCGGACAACGGCUCCUCCCGGCGGGGCCCUCCGAGCAGCCACUGGGGACGGACGCCGAGGUGGACGUGGUCGGCGGCGGGGACGGUGGUGGGAGAUGCGGGGCCGGUAACGCGCUGCGCUGGUUCACCUCCGUGCUGGUCUACGCUGCCUUCCUGGGGCUGGGUAUGAGCAUUGGUAUGAUAGGACCUACAUUUCAAGACUUGGCUGUGAAUGUGAAUCGCAACAUCAGUGAUAUUUCUUACAUUUUUGUGGGCCGUGCAUGUGGGAGUAUAAGUGGUUCUGUGAUUGGUGGAUUUCUCUUUGACCACAUGAAUCAUAAUUUAAUUUACGGACUAUCAGUGCUGGGGAUAGCUAUUAGUCUCUACCUCAUCCCCUUUUGCAAGCAAGCAGUAUUACUGGUUGUUAUGAUGGCUGUCUCUGGAAUUUUUGGUGGAAUUUUAAGCACAGGUGGCAAUGUCCUUAUCCUGCAUUUAUGGAGAGGUGAAGCAGCCCCACAUCUGCAGGCCUUGCAUUUCACUUUUGCCUUGGGGGCCUUUUUGGCUCCCUUACUGGCCAAGCUGGCCUUCAGCAGUGCUGUGCCCUCUGAAAACCACAUGAUAGGUGACACAUCAAACCACUCUGAGCUCACCCUGCCCCCUGCAGCCGACUUAGCAGUCAUAUUUGGAGUACCUGCUAACAAGAAUUUGCUAUGGACUUAUGUUGUUAUAGGAACUUAUACUUUGGCGAUAUUUUCCUUAUUUGUUGUUUUGUUUUUCCAAAAAAUUCCAAAUCAAGAGAAAACAAAAAAAGCUGCUGAGAAGAUUCGAACUGUGAAAUACCAGAAUGUCCUUCUUGGUCUUCUUUUUGUGUUCUUCUUUUUUUAUGUAGGAGCAGAGGUCACAUAUGGCUCUUACAUUUUCUCUUUUGCAGCACAGUAUGCUGGCAUGAGUGAAAGCCAAGCAGCAGGCUUGAACUCUGUCUUCUGGGGAUCAAUUGCUACUACCAUGACCGUGGCGAUCUGUUUUGCUACAUGUCUGCAGCCUGGGACCAUGAUUGUGUUCAAUAAUGUGGGCUGGUUGAUUUCCUCCCUGCUUCUAGUGAUUUUUGAUGAAAACCACAUUUGUCUUUGGGUGGCAACUGCAUUGUAUGGGGUUUCCAUGGCUACUACAUUUCCCAGUGGCCUUUCCUGGAUUGAACAGUAUAUGACCAUUAAAGGAAAAUCUGCAGCUUUAUUUGUAAUUGGUGCUGCCCUGGGGCAGAUGGUUUUUCCUGUAGUGGUUGGAUCUCUUCAGAGAAAUUAUCCAUAUCUUCCUGGGCUUCUGUAUGUUUCAUUGGGGUCAGCUAUUGUGACGGGAGUUUUGUUUCCUAUCAUGUACAAACUGGCCACUGCACCUCUUAGUAGCAAGAUUCAGGAAAGCAGAAAGAGUGAAGACCAGAAAGCACUGCUGUCCCCCUCUAGGUUCGAUAAUGAGGAUGAAGAUGAUUAUGGAGAAGAGGGUGCUGAAGAAGAAUGGGACAAAGUAUACUUUGAAAUGAAUGAUACGAUGAAGAAUUCGGUAAUACUGACAUCUAGAAAAAUUUUGAGGAAAUCUCCCACAGAAGUUUCUAGCCAGUUAUUGUCAAAUGACAUACCAUUCAGUUCUUCUCUGGUUAUUACUGGCAGCUCACCUAUGAAGCCCCUCCCUUUGGACAGGGAAAAGAAUGACUAAUGGCUUAAAACAGGGAUUGGUUAUUGAUUCCCUGUAACAACCAUUGCCUUUUAGGAGGCAGAACAGAGUAGAUCAUUAACAUAUUUUCAAACAUAUUUCAGGGUUUGGCACUUGUAGCUCUGAUUUCAACAAAUGGAAAAUUCUGAUGUGUCAUGUCAGUUCAGAGUCUUUGACAGCAAAAGGAGGUCAGGUAUGGUAAGGUGUGGCUAGUAAAGUGACUUCACUGUAAAGUGACUCCCUACAUUCAGAAGCUUCAAAGAAGGCAUAAAUAUUUGAGAAGUUUCUUACCAGCAAAAGCCAACUGAAAGUGAUUAAAGAGUAGAAUAAAUUACCAGCAUUCAGGAAACUACUGGUGGAGUUGGUAAAUAACCACUCCAGUAUCUUUGCCAAGAAAAUGCCAAAAUGGGGGGAUGAAGAAUUGAACCAACUGAAAAACAACAAUAGUUCAGAUCCUCAUCAUCUCUCGAUGACCCAAUUGGUCUCUUCCUCAGGUGUCUUCCCCUACUCCAAUCCAUCCUCCACUCAGCUGCCAGAGUGAUUUUCAUGAAGUAUUCAUCUGACUGUAUCACCCCCUUCUAAAGAAACUCCAUUAGUUAACUGUUACAUUCAGGAUCAAAUAUAAAAUCUUCUGUUUGGUA
This is a messenger RNA of Phascolarctos cinereus (koala), 2414 nucleotides long. Its product is annotated as sodium-dependent glucose transporter 1-like. NCBI's taxonomy places the organism in Eukaryota, Metazoa, Chordata, Mammalia, Diprotodontia, Phascolarctidae. Gene Ontology annotation, biological process: transmembrane transport. The record is from RefSeq and is a predicted model, not a curated record. Gene Ontology annotation, molecular function: D-glucose transmembrane transporter activity.